Molecule: messenger RNA, 883 nt
Organism: Xyrauchen texanus (razorback sucker)
Lineage: Eukaryota; Metazoa; Chordata; Actinopteri; Cypriniformes; Catostomidae
Product: transmembrane emp24 domain-containing protein 11-like
Exons: 5
Coding region: 72-734 (220 amino acids)
Biological process (GO): intracellular protein transport; endoplasmic reticulum to Golgi vesicle-mediated transport; Golgi organization
Cellular component (GO): endoplasmic reticulum-Golgi intermediate compartment; endoplasmic reticulum; COPII-coated ER to Golgi transport vesicle
Source: RefSeq, a predicted model, not a curated record
UGCUGCUCACACAAAGCUCUGCUACUUUCUUAUGCUAAUGGUUUGUAGUCAUUUGUUACCUACAUUUUAAAAUGAACUGGGUUACUGCAACGAACUUGAGGCUGAUUUGCCUGCUGCUUGCAUAUUUUGUCAUUUUGUCUCCGGCAAUGUAUUUUGAUUUGGGAGAACAGGAGGAAAAGUGCAUAAUUGAGGAGAUUCCAGAGGACACACUGGUGACAGGUUUCUUCCUGGUAGAGUAUUGGGAUGAAAAUAAGAAGGCCAAUACCCCACACCUUGGUUUAACUGUCUCUGUGAGAGAUCCACAGCAUUUGGUAAUCUUGUUAAAACGCUUUGGGAGACAUGGAAAAUUCACUUUUACGUCCCAUGCGUCGGGUCAGCAUUUCUUGUGUGUGAAAUCCAACUCAACCAGUUUUUCUGUGUUUGCUGGUGACAGUUUGAAAGUGCAUUUAGAUGUCCAGAUGGGCGAGCACACCAGUGAUCCAAGUGCUGCCAAAGCAAAAGACACUAUGAAAGCAAUGGAGUACAACCUGCAACAUCUCAUUGACAAGAUCCAGUACAUUAGCAGGCAGCAAGACUUUCAGAGGGAACGCGAGGAGACAUUUCGCCAAAUGAGCGAGGAAACAAAUGGAAACUUUUUGUGGUGGUCCAUUAUUCAGACAUCAAUACUGCUCUCUGUUGGAUUCUGGCAAAUGAAAAGCCUCAAAGACUUUCUCAUCAAAAAGAAGUUGGUUUAGAUUUAUGAUAUCAAGCUUGCUGUGUGCAACCUUGUUUGAAACAUUUGGGAAAAUGUAUGGGUGUAAAUGACCUCUCACUUAAUGGAUGACUAUCAUUUUACUCUGCAAUAAGCCUGUUUCAUUACUAGACUAGUUUCAAUAAAUUCUUA